AUGAAUUUGAUGAAUGGGGUAUUCAUAACCUACUUGGAUUCUGUCGUCAUUGUUUACAUUGAUGAUAUCUUGAUAUAUUCUCAUAGUAGGGAGGAGCACGAGCAGCAUUUGAGGAUCGUACUUGGGAUUCUGAAGGAGAAGAAGCUUUAUGCUAAGUUUUUGAAGUGUAAGUUUUGGCUUAGUUUGGUGGAAUUCUUGGGUCAUGUGGUGGCUAAGGAUGCUAUUAUAAUAGAUCCUAAGAACAUAGAGGCGGUUCGGGAUUGGUUUAGACCCGCUUUAAUCACUGAGGUCAGGAGUUUCAUAGGCCUUGGGGACUAUUAUCAGCGUUUCAUGGAGAGGUUUUCAUGCAUUGCAUCCCCAUUGACCAAAUUGACUCAGAAGAAGGUGGCAUUUCAUUGGUCCGAUGAGUGUGAAGCGAGCUUUCAAAAGCUCGAGACUUUAGUGACUACUGCUCCGAUUUUGACCUUAGCUAUCAAGUGA
Messenger RNA from Lycium ferocissimum, 480 nucleotides. RefSeq lists its product as uncharacterized. NCBI's taxonomy places the organism in Eukaryota, Viridiplantae, Streptophyta, Magnoliopsida, Solanales, Solanaceae. Bases 1 to 480 code for a protein of 159 amino acids. The record is from RefSeq and is a predicted model, not a curated record. The transcript has a single exon.